Messenger RNA from Globicephala melas (long-finned pilot whale), 17902 nucleotides. The record is from RefSeq and is a predicted model, not a curated record. Lineage: Eukaryota; Metazoa; Chordata; Mammalia; Artiodactyla; Delphinidae.
AUGUCAAAGCAAUUUUAUUUCUUAAAAAAAGUGGGUGGAUUGGAAAAUAAUGCAUUUUUGACAUUAUGGGACCUCCUAGAGUCCUGGACUUCUCAAGAUAACUGGAUGGCAAUCUUAUUUAUAACUUUUCUGGGAAUUAUCUUUGAGAUCGUACUCAUAAAGAUUUGUACAGCCUUUCAGAAGAAGCCUGCACUUCCUUCAGAGAAGGAUAAUACAGAUGCCCACAAGAAAGAAGACAGUUGCCUUAAAAGCAUGAAAUUUGGUAACUGGUCAAUUCAUUCAUCUUCAGAAGAAAGAGUUGAUGACUUUUCAGAAAGAACAAUUACUUCAUCACUUACAUCUGAAGGAAAUGAAGGUAACUCUGGAGACAGAGUUUCACUGCCAGAUGAACCAACACGGGCAAGUACCAGUGAAAGUAAAUAUCGCAUAAGUCACUUUAGUGAAAAUCAUGAGCCAUCUUCAGAUGGUACUAGCUCAUCUUUGUCACUGUUUCAUUCAGAAGUACAGGAAAUUUUUCCAAGGUGCAGAGGGUGUCCUGAAAACGAACAUGAAACAAUACAGUUUUCAUCUAAGAAAUUAUCUUCCAUAAUGAAAGCCAACGAAAAUAAAAAUUUGAUGUUUUCUUCUGACUUUAACUUUUCAAGAAUUUCUAGAAUCAUUAUAGAAAGUGAAGAUAUAGAUGUGGCACCACACCCUCCUGCCCAUUUAUUUCUUUCUAGAGACCAAGUCAGACUUCUGGAAGAAAAUGUGAGAAAUAAAAUGCCUUUAACAUCCAAAGCUACUUUAGAGAGUAAAACUACCUAUCUGUACUCAAGGUCUCAAGAGCCCUUGAUUCAGAAUCAACAUUCUGUUAGAAUGGACAUUUCUGCCGAAGCACAAGAUUCUUUUCCGGGACAAAGUGCUCUUCCGAAUCAAGAUUUUUCUGAAGCCCAGUUUACUAGUCAAGCCCAACAACUUGUUAACAACCAGGAAUCAAUCAAUAGCCAGCCUGAUAUCAAGGCCAGAUACGUUGCUCUGCCUCAAGAUUUGAUGAGGAAACCACUUACCAGCAGCACACAAGGCUCCUUCCAGACCCAACAUAGGGACAGGAGCCAACAUUUGGUCCAAGUCCCACAUUCUGUUGAGACUCAAGAUUCAAUCAAGGACCUAGAGUCUGAUACAAAACACUCAGAAGAGGCCCAAUAUUCUGUUUGGUUUGAAGAUUCAAACAAGAUUCAAUAUUCAAUCCCAGGGCAAAAUAAUAUUUUUAAUAAUGCCAGACAUCUAGUUUUAACUCUAAGCCCAAAUUCAGUUGCUAAAGUGAUGCCACAACUAAAGAGUGUAAAGACAAAGGGCCAGAAACAAAUUGCUAGCUCAAAAUUAAAUCAGUAUCCUGCAUAUGGCUCAGUGCCUCUUUCACCUACCAUGACCAGGCAGAAAAACAGAAGAAAAACAUUACACAGUAAAAGUAAAUUUAGUCUCAAAGUUCCACCUCAAAAGUCAAAGAAAACAUCAACUUUGCCAGUAUUUCAAAUCACAGUAUGUCACACUUCAGAAUGUAGCAAGUUAAGACACAGGUAUAAAACUAAGAAGAAAGAGUUACAUCAAAGAAAAGGUGUAUCAGGUAUAGCGUUGUGUCGUACUUAUGCUUUCAAGCUUGUUCCUCCUUAUAUUAGGAAGUAUUCCAGGAAAAGACUAGUGAAAUUUAUGCCAGGUUUAACAGGAUGUAGACAUUUUCUGCUGAAGCAAAAUAAGUCACUGUAUGCAGAGAAAGUCAACUAUGCAGGGCCUGUUGAGAAAAGAGGAACCUCAGGGAGUACUAAAAACGAAAAGCAUCAUGGCAGAGACAAUAAAGAACUAAAAAACAUUUCACCAAAAAUUCCACCUCAGCUAGAAGAGUCUUUCAUGGUCAAUGCUUAUAAACAAAAAGCACCUUGUUCUUCAUUAAUAGAAACAAACUGGAAGAAUAAAGAGUCUCUUAAAGACCCAAUUUUACAAGCAAAGGAAAUCGAUAUUGCAGAGUUUUGUGCCCCAAAUAGUGAAAAAACAUCUGACCUGCAUAUUGCAAAGCAUGAGACACCUUUAGAAGAAGCUAUAUCAGCACCUUUGCAGAAAUUUGAUUCCUCUCCCAAAAUGGAGUCAGACAGAAGAAAGAAAACCUGGGAGGACCUAAAAAGUACAGAGAAUUCACAUCUUCUACUUACAAAUGGAGAGAAGUUACCAACUAGUACAUCAGAAAUGCAAAGGUGCUUUCCAAAGGGAAAUACCCACGAAAAAGAUUUUCUUGAAAUUGUUCUGGAGUCUUCAGAUGUCAACUUGCUCAUUUCACUAGGAACCAAAAAGCAUAAAAGCAGUGAACAAUCAGCAGGUGGAGAAAUUCAAGAGAGUCCAGAAGGUGUAAUUGAGAAGGAAAAGAAACCAUUAAUAGUUAAUGUUACAGAAGAUGGUGACCUAAGUGAAAGUGAGGAACUUGAAUGCAACACUAGAAGCAGCAUAAAAAAUAGGCAAGAUGAAAGAAUAUCUGAUGCAUUUCACGAUGCCACUCACACUGCCCUUUCUGAACCACCUCAUAUGGAAACGCAGAGUGGAUUAAAAACCAAGACAGAUACAUCAAGAAUAGGGCUUAGUCAUUCAGCCGUAAAGCAAGACGAAUUACCAGAUGACAAGAAAACAUGGAGUGCAGAAUACAUUGAGAAGAGAUGUAUAUUUAAAAAACCACAGGAACAUGACAGAGAGGAAGAACAACAGGCUCUACAAGAAGCAGAUCCACAGCUAACACCAGGUUUCAGGUUGAGUCUACAACUAAAGCAGAAGCCCAAGUACGUCAAAUUUGAAAUAGGACAUAGCUGUUCAGAAAGUAGAACAACUCAAAAUGAAGAGCUAGAGGUACAACCACACACUCUUUCUACAGAAACAAUUGUGGGGACUGGUCCAUGCCCCACAAUAGAUCCAUUUCAAGUUGAGAAGGUGAAGCAAAGCACAGACAGACCUACAGGCAGGGAAACCGCAGAUCCAGUGCAUCCUCUUACAGUGUCAGAGAGCUUGCCAGUUUUAACUGAAACAACAGAACAUGGUGUUGCAUUGUGUGGAAGCCCCGGAAAGCCCCUGGAUGAUCAAAUUGCAGAAAAAAAGGAAGACUUAAAAAGAGUUUUACCUGAAGUUGCCCUGGGGUCUUUCCAUAGGCAUAUGCUUCCUUUAUCAAGUGUGAAAAGGCGGAGAAUCAGAAAAAAAUUACCAGAAACCAAAAAUGUACUCUGUCUCAACCGUGUAAUUAUGAAAGUAAAGACACCACCAAUACAUCAUAGAAGAAGACUGAGAGGUGAUUUCAAAAUCAUGAUUAAACAAAUACUGCAAGAAACUGUGGCAGAUAUGCUUCUGAGUGUUCUUGACCCUCACGUGUCUAUUUUGCCUCAUAUUAGAACACACAGCAGAUUAAAUGCAGAGAAUCACAGUCAUACCAAGCUAAAACAAGAGAUAUCAGAAGUUGAAAGAGAAGAAAAGUGUUCAGAUACCAUUACUAAAGGAAGUGACUCUGGAGACACACCAGAAGCAGCUAAAUUGCAAGAUGAAAUGAGUGGGGACAGAGAAGCUUCACCAGAAGCUGUCCUUGAGGAUUGCUGGAACCUCAGAUUGGAUGCAUCUCCAGAGAAAGAGCUUAAAACAAAGAAAGAAAUGCAACAACCAGUCACAUUUGCAGAAAUCAUGAUGGAGUCUGUUUACUCGGCCAUAACAGAUCCAUUUCAUGCUGAGAAUAUGAGGAAAAGCCUGACCACACAAACAGAUUUAAGAUGCACUGCACAUUCUGAGAUGCCUCCUCCAGCAUCAGAAAAAUCACUGAUUGGAGACCCUUUAACAACAAGAGAAAGUGAUGUUCCAGAUUAUGGAAGUGAUACAAGGGAAAUGGUUUAUUCUUUUACAGGAACAAAGGCAGAGUUACCCAAAGAUUUACCAGCAAUUUUCCCAGAGACUUUUAUUUGCCACAUGCCUGUUUUAUCUCAUUCUAAAGUGAAGAAAAAUAGAGUAAGAUUCUCACACUUAGAAAGUAGAGUGAAGUCCAAGUCUGUACACAUGAAGGCAUUGAGGCCAUCAAUUUCACAAAUAUGUAAUAUCACAGGUCAUAGAAAGGAACUGGAAUCUGACUUUAAGGCCAAGUUUGAAAAGAUCAACCAAGCUAAUGGGCUGGUUUAUGAAUUUCUAAACACCCUUUACUCUCCUGUGUACAGCAGGUUACAAGAAGAGACAAACAGCUUCUGCCAUGCUCAGGUAAAGCUCCAGGGACUAGCAGGUGAGGGGAGACCACAGUAUGUUGAUUUCUUUGAUAAGAGUAGUGCAUUCUAUGACAGAGAAGAAAAAGUACAAGAUGGAGAGGAAGAGGAGCAAAAAACGUUGCUAGUAACUGCUCCGCAACAUACCCAGUACCUCUGGAUCAAUGGGUAUCAAGGGAAAGAGACCCACCUUGCCAAACCAGACCCAGCACUGGACCGUUUAACACAGGAACAAGAUAUACAGCACCGAACAUGCUUUACACAAACUGCUUUGCAGACUGGCCUCCAGAUGGGUCCUCAAGAAGCUAAGGAACUCCAGAAGAUCAACAAACCAGAAGAUGACAUAACAGCCCCUACGGGUCUGGAGAUUCCAGCUCCUGAGGCACGGGAGCAAGAUUUACCAGCUCCAGAGACUUGCCAAGGCCUCAUAUUCAAUAUAUAUCAGAAGAAGGAUCAUGACCUUGUCAAAUCAGAUGAGGAACUGAAACAACCAGGAAGUAAAAAUAUUCAGGUACAACCACAAACACAUUUUGCACAGACUAUUUUAAGCUCUGCUUCAUGCCCUACAUUGGAUCAGUUUCAACUUAGAAAGCUAGAGAGCUAUGCUAGGUUUUCACCUCCAAUGUCAGGAGAAGCAAAGAUUGAUGAACAAAUAGUUUCUGAAAGAGAGUGUGGUGUUCCAUCUGAUGCAAACCAUCAAAAGGAACAAGCUGAUGGUAUUGAAAAGAAAGAGACAGUGACUUUAGAUUUCUGCCUGGCUUCUUUAUCUAUAUCCAAAAGCAAGAGAAAUUUCAAACAAUAUUCAGACAUGAAAACCUUAAUGAAGCCCAAAUGUGGAAUUUUAAAAGCAAAGAAACCAUCAAUUUCAAACAUGCUCAAUAUCAAGGCUGGUGCUAGCCCAAAUCAUAGAAAAGAAUUGGGAUAUAACUUAACAACCAAAAUGAAAGAGGUGGGUCAAGGUGAAAAAAUGGCAGACGCCAGGUACUCCGUCACGUCUAUUAUACCUGCCGUUAAUAGGUAUAGCAAGAGAGAAAGGGAAAAAAACAUGUUAGGGGAAAAAAGACUCAGUUCUAAACAAGUAAAGCAAGAGAUAUCACCACAUGAAGGUAAUAUUACUCCAGGUGACACCAAAGAAACCAAUCUUCAAGAUGAAGAGGAAGAAGAAGGUGAACAGGAGAUGUUGUUAAAGAUAAUUCCACAGCACAGCCAGCAUUUCAUCUUCUGUUCAGGCCAGAGGAAGGAGCUUGACCUUCACAAAUGGGGAAACAAAGGACGUGGGAAAAUUCUGUUUGUUACAGAACAAGACAUCCCACGACAAACACAGCUUCCGGAUCCAACCCAGGCAGAGGAGCCAAAGAGAAGCCAGCAGACACUAAAUGGCACAGUGUGGUCAGCAAGUUCAACCCUUCCCUUUCUAAAGUCAAAGGAAUCACUAAUUGGUCGAGUUUUAAUUGAUACAAUGAAAUGUGAUGUCCCAAGUAAUGGGAGAUGUACGGGGUACCUGUACGAUCAUGGUAAAGAGGAAAAGGCAGAGUUUAAAGAAUAUGUACAAGCAACUGUCCUAGAGCUAGAGAAAUCAACAAGUGACGGGGAAGCAUGGGAGGCCAAUUUGACUGAUACACAAAGCAGAUCCAGCAACACAGGUAAAAUGAAUGUGCCACAUAAAAAGGAAGAGGAAAAUAUCCCAGAAAUGUUAGCAGAAUCAGUUCUGCGCUAUAGUCAACACUUCCAUUUCAGUUCCCAUCAUAUGAAAAAUCUUGGCCCUUACAAACCAAAAUCUAAACUGAAUCGUUCAGAAGGCAGGAGGACUUGGAAUUUGUCUUGUGCCAUGCAAAAUAUGAGGCAAGAAGAACACGUUAGAGAAACUAUCUUAGAGGCUGUUUCUAGAAACGUGAUGAAUUUUAUUCGAGUACAAACAUUGAAGAAACGUCUUCGUACUCAAGGGGGAAUACAAUAUAUGGUAGGUCUAAAGACCCCAUUUCCAAAAGCUAGAAAGUCAGAGACUGGUUCCAUACAAUGUGAUGGUCUCUGGGAUGGAAAUCCGAGGAGGAUAUGGGAUCAUCCUAUUUCUAAGAAAAAGACAUGGAAUCAAAGUGACUUAGUAAGAACUGUCUUAAAGCCUUUAGAUUUCUCCAGCCUUGAUUCGUCUGAACCCAGAAGCCAGAGUUACACAUUAGAGGUUGCAGACAAGAAAAAUACAAUGAGUCCCAAGCAGGUAAUUGUGGAGGCAGAGAAACCAUCAAUUUUACAGGUGCUUAAUAGCACAAGUUGUCUUACAGGAAUCCAUAUUAAAAAACCCCACAAAGUUAAGUACAAGAUAAGAGAGAGGCAAUGGAAUGAAAGUGUGAGAGAGAGAUUACUCCUCACCACUGAGGGAGCUAAGAUUCCAACGCCCAAGUUAGUGAUUGAUCAACUCUCAUUCGAUACAGCAGCGAGGGACACUCUGUAUAAUGACAGAACACGUCACAAAAAUCUGGGUGGUCUUAUCACAGAGAAGAAGGCAGAGUCGGAGGAAAACUUAGCCACAGCUCUCUUGGGGCCUUUAGAUUUGUUCACGCCUGUUUUAUCUGACUCUGAAAGCCAGAUAAACACAGUACAAGAGAAAAUCAUACUGAAUCCCAGAUGUUUAGCUCUGAAGAAAAAGGAGCCACUCAUUUCACAGAUACUUAAAGUCAAUAGGCAGUUUGCCACAAAGCAGAGGAAAAAACUUAGAUCCAAUUUAAAAACCAAAAUGAAAGAGAUUUGGCAAGGUAAAAAUGUGGCUGUUAUAUUUACAAAUGCCAUUUACUUCACAUUGGAUACCUCUGACAUUAAAAGGCAAAGCAGAUUCAAAACAGAGAUAGACAGAGUAUCAAGGUUUAGUCCUGUACAACCAACACACAUGGAGCUGCCAGUUGAAAGCCGAGUGAUUUUACAAUCAGUUAAUGCCACAGGUCAUGCUGCUUUAAGCAUUAAUAAGGAACAAGAACAGGAACAGGAGGUGGGCAUAGAGAGAGAGAAAACUGUGUUAAAUGCAGACCUAAAAUCUACAGAUGCUUCUACGUCUAUUCCACCGCACAUAAAAAUGGAGCAGUCACCUAGUACCUGGGGUAACUAUGAAGAAUCUUCUGAAAAGAGAAAUGCCCUGAACAAAGCAAGAGUUACAGAGGAAGAAGAGUAUGAACAACAGGUUUUGUUUGGAACACCUCCACAAAAUACCCAGCCAUUUGAGUUUCUACAAACUAGACAGCAAGAACCAUGUGUCUCAGGAACCAUCCAGAAUUCUGCUUAUGCUUACAAUCCUAAAUAUCCUAAAAUCGUAAAACAUAAAGGUAAUGCAAAAGCAGCAGGUGUGACAAACACUAUGCAUGCUGAACAGGUAAAGUCAAAGGCAAAGAAACCACUUGUUUCCCUGAUGUAUAACACAACAGGGUAUGGAACCCAGAGCAACGAAAAGGAAAUGAGGUGUAACAUCAAGAAACAGAAGCCGGGGUUCCAGCAAGGUAACGCUGAGGUAGGGUUCGUUCUGAAAACUAUUUGUGACUCUGGGUCUAUUCCACCUCAAAUUCAAGCAUUGAUGGAAGCAGAAAGGGAGAAAGGCAAGGCACAAAGGCUGAUACACAUUCCUCCAGAGCCAAAGCUGGAGAAAGCACUAAAUAGAAGACAAAUAGCAUUUUCACAGUCCAUUGCUAAGAGUGCUAAAUCAAGAAAUAUUAAAACACUGAAACAAUAUAUUAGAGAGCAAGAAGAAAAGUACCAAAUUGCUUCACCAGACGUUCUCCCACAAUGUAAAUACCGAUUCAUGAUGAGCCAGCCACUGAAGAAAGAGCCUGACGAUGUCAAAUUCUCAGUAGAUUUGAAAAGAGAAGUAUAUCCUGAUCGACAUUCACAAAAGAGGGAAACCAACUGCACUACGUUUGACAUCUCAAGAAUUAGAUUACACACAAAACACAAAUUCCUUAUCACACCAGGAGUAAAGGAGGGAUAUGGAGACAUGACCCAACAUUCAUUUCCAACUCCACAGUGGAGAGAAGUAUCCAAGAAAACGGACAUUUCUUUAAGUUCAAAAGGAAAGAAUAUGUUUCUCCCAGAGUUGGAUGCUUCUCAACAGAAGACUUGCAAGGAGCAGAAACUGCUGAAACAAGGAAGUAUUUCAAGGACACACCUGGAGCAUACUUUGUAUCCCAUUAUGGAAACUCCUCAUUUGGAAAAUACAGUAAAGGUCUCUGAGGAAGGUACAUACAUUGACAGAAAAAAUAUUUCACAUCUAUUGGGAAGAGGAGGAUUAAGAGAAACUGAUAUCUUACAAGGUUCAAAAGGACAGACAUUUCUUUGUACAAAUGUAGAGGCCCAGCAAUAUAUGUCUGCAGUGCAGAAAGGAGAAGUGAAACCAGAUCACGCUCCUGAACAGAUUCUGGAUUCGUUAUCUUGCCCCAGUGAGGAGCCUCUUCAUGUCAAAGGGGCAAGAAAUGCAACAGGGAAAGAAAAUGUUAACACCCCUAUCGUUUCAAAUGUAAAUCCAUGGAGAAAAGAGAAACCAAAGUUAAUGGACAGUCUGUCAAAAUCAAAUGGACAGAAAAUAAAGUUUUCCAAAAAAUGGAGGGCAAAGCAACAAAAUAGGUCUAACCAGAAAGAAGAAAAUCUUCUGGAAUCAGUUUCCUCUUGCAUAUUGCAUCAACUCCAUAUUGGAAAGCGAAAGAAAGAAGUCUCAGCCAAAGGAAUCAGUCCAACGGUUUUGAGCCCAGUGGUAGAGAAAGCAUCAAACAAAGCAGAUAUUCCAGUGGAUCAACCUCCAUGCUCAGAAGGAAUUAAUUUGCAUAUUGGAGAAAGAAAAGAACAUCAACAAGAAAAUAUAUGCAAGGCUCUUGCAACAUCUGUUUCUCAUUCUUUGAUGAAUAUACUUCAGAUUAAAUUGCUAAGGGUAACGAAAGCAUUAAAGGAAGUCGAUAGUCCAACGUACCACAUUUCAAAUACAGAAGGAAUUGGCUUGUCUAUUGCAGGAAGAGAAGAGCAACCAGAACGUAUACAACAUAUUUGUCCAAAUCUUGCUUCUGACUCUUCGAGAGAUAUAUUUCAGAGUAAGAUGCUGUGUGAAAAGAAGGCAUCAGAAGAAGUAGUUAGCACAGUGGAUUACACUCCAAGUGCAGAAGGAAUUGGUUCGCUUAUUACAGGAAGGGGAGACCAGCAAGAGAAAUGUACUUAUGAGGCUCUUCCAAAGUCUGCAUCUCUCCCCCAAGCAGGUCUACGUCAAACUGAUACCCCAGUGCAAGAAGUAAAACUAGAUGGCACAAAUAGGAUGAACUGUGAAUAUUCACCUCCACAGGCUAAGGAAGCAUUAAAAGGAACGGGUGUUAUUGUUGGAUGUAUUCAAAAAAGUGAGGAAAGACAAAACUUACCCAGUAUAGAACAAAGCCGGCAGCACUUGUUGACUCCGUCUGAGAAUCUUGUGGAGCAUACGUCUUACCUUCAAAAUGAUCCCUGGCUGCUGCCACAUUUAACACCUCUGACAAAGGAAGCAUUAUCGGAAGUAGGUAGUGUGUCAAGCAGGACAAAAGGAUUAGACUUGAUUUCUAAAGAUCAACUAAAUACCGGAUGUGAUUGUGGCCUGGAAUGGACUGUACCCUCGAUUCCUCCAAGGCAAACAACAAAACAAAAUACAAGGCCGCCUUUAGAAUCAUUCACUAAAACUGUAAAAUAUCAGAAUGUCUCAUUGCUGAAAGGAGAGAAAUCACUGGAUGGGGCGCAGGUAAUUGAUUCAAUAUCAAAUGUUAGCUCCCCCAAGCUAAGAGUUAGAAAGAAUGUGCAAUUACAUAAAGCGUAUCAAAAAAAGGUGCAAAAAGAGGUAUGUUUACCUGGAUUAUUUUCACAUUCUCUUUCUAUCCAUAUGCCUCUUUUGCCUGAAAAUAAAAGACAGAAGAAUGACUUAAAGCGAGGAGUUAAGAAAGGCAUAAUACACCCCCAAAGAACUUUGGAGAAAUUGUUAUUUUCAAAUAUAUUUAAUACCACUGACGGUGGUAGCCCAGGCAAUAGAAUAGAACUGCAGUGGAGCAUAAAAGAGAAAAUGGUAAAUAUAAAACAUAGAAAGGUCAAACCCGAUUUGAUUUUGACAAGUAUAUUUGACUUCAUCCCUUCUUUACCUUACCUCAAAUUGAAUAAAAAGACAAUUGAUGAGAUUAUCUCAAAUAAUGUAAAAAGAAUAAAACAACCUGUAUCACAGAAAAAGGAGAAGGAAAGAAGAAAAGUCAAUAUGAAAGGAAUAAUGGAUCCCAACAUUAUCUUGAAAGCAAAGAAAUCAUCACUGUCACGUAUACUCAAUGAAAAGGAAUUGCCAGGGCUGUUGAACAUUAUAAAACAAGAGAGCAAUGUGCAGAUAGGUAAAGGUAAAUCAGGUGUGAAACUGACAAACCUGUUUACUUCCUUACCAUCUCUAUCACAUCCUAAUUUGAAUUCAAGAACAAAAGGAGGAAGAGAUAAAUCAGGAACACCAUGGAACUGCCUUCCACCACUAAACCUCCAGGCAUCAUCAAAUAUCAGGAAAACAUCAUUUGCAGAGUCAAUUAGUAGAGACAGUUUAAGCAACAUGAUAGAAUCAAAACAACGUUUGCCCCAGAAAAAGAAGGAAGAUGAAGACAAUAUAGUAUACAUGAAAGAUAUAAGGGGCUGCAAAUGUGCCCCUUUUAAAAGAAAGAAAAAACUUUUUACACAUACACUGCAUGGAAACGAACCACAGUGGAACAAUAAAGAACAAGAGAAAAUGAUGCAGGAAGAUAAGAGUGAUCUAGUUGUAGUUCAGAAUAAUCCCUGUGUUUCCAUUCUGUCUUCACCUCACAUGGAAUGGGGUCCUGCAGUGAAAGAAGAGGCAUACAUGCGAGGAGUGUCAGGGUUCUGCCUUCCACCAUUGACCCUCCAGGGGUUGUCAGAUGCAGUGAUAAUAUGUGGGGAGCCAACUGAUGAUAUUUUAAGCAGCAUAGAAAGAUCAAAAUAUAUGUCACAGGAGAAUGAAGAUAAAGUGGAAAUGGCUUUGGAAGACAUAAGGAAUCCCAAAAGAAUAGCUUUGGAGGUGAACCAGUCUCCAAUUACACGGGAAUUACAGUUGAACAUCAAAAAAAAAGAGGAAAAGAUGCAGGAACAUAAAGAUGAACGAGUUGGGAUUCAGAGAAAAUCUUGUGUUUCCAUCUCUUCUCUGCCUUACUGUGAAGUGGACACAAGAAGGAAAGGAGAAGCAAUCAUGCUAAGAAAAACAAGAUCCUCUUUUCUACAACCCAAACUCCAGGAUUCAUCAGAUACAGGAAACAUAGCACAUAAAAAGUCUGUUUAUGGUGAUAACUCAAACAAUGUAAAAAAAGCCAAAGAACAUAUAAUGCAGGAAGAAGAAGGAAGAGUAAAAAUGGCAAAAGUCCUACCUUUGGAGAAAAAGAAAUCACCAAGUUCACAGGAAAUCCAGUUGGACAUCAAAGAACAAAAGAAAAAGAUACAAAGAAUUCAGGGUGAACCAAGUGUGAUUUUGACAUGUACUUCCAUACCUGCUACUUCUUUUAAAUUGGAUACAAGAAUAAAAGAGGAAGACUACAGAGCUGAAGUAACAAGGUACUCUCUUCCAGAACCAUCACACCAGAAAUCAUCAGAUAUAGUGAAAAAAGAAAAAAAAGAGUUCAUCAAGGGUGAUAUCACAAGUGAUGUACAAGCAGCAAACGAAUAUAUGCCCCAGAAAGGAGAGGAUAGAGGAAAAGUAGUAAAUAUGAAAUAUAUAAUGUACUCCAAAGAGACAACUUCCAAGGCAAAGGUAUUACCACUUCCACAUGUACCCAAUACCCCUGGCAGGUGUAGCCCCCAAAUUAGAGAAGUACAGACAAACAGAAGAGAAGACUUGGGACAUGUACAGGAAAGAAGAAGUGAACUACAUGAGGUUCUGACAGAACCUUGUCUACCUCAAUUUACAUUAAGCAAAGUUACAGAAGGCAAGAAAGAGAAGCAAAGAGUAAUAAAACCCGGUAUUCCAUUCUCAUGGCACAGGGAAUCAUCAAAUGCAGAGAAAUUAAAAUACACACUGUCACCUGUGAAUGAUAUCUCAAGUGAUUUGAAAAUAACAAAAUACAUGACACAGAAAGAAGAGGGUAAAGCAAAUAUUUUUGUGAGAAACCUAAUGCAUCCCAAGUGCUUAGCUUUGAAGGCAAAGAAAUCACCCCUUUUCCAUAUACUCAAAGCAAAGGAACUGCAAGUGAACAUCAAAGAGCAAGUGAAAAGGGGGCAGGAAGAUAGAAGGGACACAGUCGUGCUUCUGAGCAAAAUUUGUCCUUUUGUCACUUCUUCAGUUCAUCUUAAAUUUGACACAACAACAGAAGAAGAAGGUGGUCCAGGAAUCAUAAGGAAUUAUGUGCCACCCCCUGAGCUCCAAGAUUCAUUGCCUUCAGUGCAGAUAGCACCUCCAAAGUCAACUGAUAGCCACAGAAAGAAAGGAAAACAACAUCCACCACCGAAAGAAAAGGACAGAGUACAAACAGCAGCCAUGAGCGGCUCAGUGUGCGCCAGUGGCACAGAUUUCAAGGCAAAGACAUCAUCCCCUCCUCAUGUGUUCAGUGUUGCUGAGCACAGUGCUCUGAGUAGGAGAAAGGAGCCAUGGCCAAGCAUUGAGGAGAGAGUAGAACAGGGGCAGGGAAGAACAGAAGACCAUGAUGUGGCUCCAACAAAAACUCCUCCUUCCUCGCCUUCUCCAUCUCACCAUAGAUUGGAUGCAGGAACCAAAGGAGACGAAGACUUGCCUGCAGUUGCAGGAUUCUCUCCUUCACCAUUUCAGCUCCCUGAGUCAUCAGGUGCAGGGAAAAUCAGAUAUGCAGAUUCCAGUCAAGGUAUUAGCUCAUGUAAUGGAAUAAUAAAAACUAAUGGACAUAUGCCAUAUAGAGAGACAAAGUUCAGAAUAAAAACAAAAGACAAGAAAGAUAGAAUAUACCCCAAAAUAAUAACGUUGGAAGCCCAUACAUCCCCACUUACACAUCUACUCAGUAGAAACAGACUACCUUUGAAUGUCAAAGGGCAAGGGAAGGAAGUGCAGGACAGCAAAGGUGAGCCAGAAAUGGUUCUGAGGGAAACUCGUGCCUCCUUACUUUCUCCAUCUUACCUGAAAUGGGACACUAGCAGGAAUGAAAAGGAACACACAGAAAGAAUAAUACAAUCCUGUUUUUCACCACUGAAGAUUUAUGAUCCAUUCAAUCCAAGCAAAAAAGCAGAUGCUAAGUCAUUUGACGGUUAUUUGUUAAAAGACAAAGAUAGACUCAAAACAGUUAUUGAAGACAAAGUGCUCCUGAUAUCUAUGCAUCAGAACGCAAAGGAAUUACCACUUUCAUAUAUACGUGAUACCAAAGAAUUGAAGUGGAAAAUUAAAGAGCAAAAGAGAAAGGUACAGAGAGAGGACAGUGAACUAGUCACAAAACUGAAAAACAUUUAUAUUUCUUUACUCGCUCUACCAUAUCUUAAAUCUGAUACAACAGGAGGAGAGGGGUACAUGAUAAGAAUUACAAAAUUGCCUCUCCCACAAGCACAGUCCAAGGAAUCAUCAGAAUAUGCUGAGACCGAUGAGGGACAACUUUCAAAAUACAUAAAAAAAUUAAAAGAACACAUGCUACACAAAGAAGAGAAGGAGAGAGAGAAAUAUAUGGAUAUGGAUAGUAGAGUGGACCACAAUAAUAUGGAUUUGGAAGCAAAGAAAUCACCUAUUUUACUUACAUACAAUCUAAGUGACCUUCAGUGGAAAACUAAAGGGCAAGAAGGGAAGGUUCAGGAAGAUAAACGAGAGCCGGGUGAUGCAACACUGACUGAGACUUGCACUUCUAAAUCUUCUCUUCACCUUGACAAAAACACCAGCAUCAGAGAAAAGGGCAUGCCAAUGUUAUCAAGACCCUCUUUUCCCCCAGUAAACUUCCAGAAAUCAUCAGGUUCUGAGGAAGUGGUACAUGCAGAGCCAAUGGCUAGUGAUACUGUCAUCAGUCCCCCAAAAGAAAAACAACAUUUGCCCCAGAACAGGGAAGAGGAUGGCGUAGAAAGAGGAAACCUCAUGUUCCCCAAACAUCAUGAAAAGGAGAUGCAGGAAAGUAAAGAUGGACCAGGUAUGGUUCUGACCAAAUCUACUUCAUCACCAUCUCUCCCUGCCCUCAAAAUAGAUAAAGAAAUACAAGUCGACAAUGAAAUGCUAGCACUUAAAAGGUCUGUUUUGCUCAGAAUAUCAAAUGCAGGGCAAAUAGUACAUACAUAUUCAAUUAGUGGUGAUACCACGAAAGAUGUUCAAAACGAGGAACAACCUAUGCCUGAGAAAGAAGAGAGGGAAAGAGAAAAAAUGGUAGAUAGGAGAGGUGCGAUGCACACCAAAGAUAUAACUUUGAAGUCCAAGAAGUCACCUUCUUCAUAUAUGCUCCAGAGAACAGAAUUACAUCUGAACACUGGGGGGAUAGAGCAAAAGAAACAGGAAAGUCAAGGUAAACCACCCAGUACGGUGGUAAGAAACAUUUAUGUUUCCAAACCUCCAACUAAGCUGGAAUUGGAUAAAGGUACACAAGUAGAUGAAGGAAGGCUUGGAAUUAAAAAACCCUCUCUACUUUCACGAAUGCUUUCAGCAUUAUCAGAUGCAAAGAAGAGACCAGAUACGAAGGGAAUUGGUAGUGAUGUAAUAAAAAGAAAACAACAUAUGUCAGAGAAAGAAAAAAAGUAUGAUGUGAAAAAAGUAGAUAUGAGGCUCAGGACACAUCACAAAGAGGCAACGAUUUCACCAAUACCACAUGUCCUUAGUACAAAGGAAUUUGUGUUGAAUGUUAUUAAAGGGCCAGGGGGAAAAGUGCACAAAGGUAAAGAUGAACCAUGUAUGGUUCUGACAAGAACUUGUCUUUCCAUCCCAUCAGCACCUCUUUAUCUAGAGUCAGGGAGCAAAAUAGACAAAGAUGCACCAGGAAUCAUGGGAUCCUCUCGUCCACAGCAGAAUCUCCAGGAAUCAUCAGAUACCCAGAAAACAGCAAUUAGAGAGUCAGCUGCUGGUGAGAGUGAAAUUGUUAAAAAUGCAGAACACUCAGUGCCAGAAGAGGCCAUGCAACAGUGGACCUCAAACUUCAUGAUCAGUGUACAGCAAAGGAAAGAGCCUCCACGAGUCAAAUCUGAAGGAUUUGAUGAUUGGAAGUCACCACCUUUGGCAGGGGGUCCAGAUGCAACAUACAUGACAAUACGUCCCAAAUUGCAGCCAAAACCUAUUUUAGAAAAUUUUACUUGCAAAGAAAAAAUCAAGCCCACUAAUCAUUUAGAGUCAAAAGCACCUGAAAUAAAACUGAAUUUGAUACCAGAGGUGGUAAAACAAUCCUUCCAAAAGUUCAACUUUUAUCAAAAACUGGCUAUUUCAAAACAUAACAGUUGGAAGCUCUAUCCAAGACAUAAAAAAAUGUUCUUUUUGUCUCUGGAAGGGAUUGAUACCAUAGAAUUUAACCUAAAGCACAAAUACCAAAAAGACUCACCUCCUGUCAGCUGUAUGAAGUCACUGAUUGUUAAUGUUUCAAGGGGCAAUGAAAAGAUCAUUACAGAGUUAAAGAGUAUAAAUGAGCUAGAUAGUGGAACAUCUCCUUUGACUUCUGCUAGAGAGAUGACAUUGCCUCAUAUUCUCCAAAACUAUUCAGUAGGAGAAAAAAACAAACUUCUCAUACACUUUUCUAUGAAAACACUGGAGAUUCAAAUGAAAGCCUUUCCCAGAAUUGUAAGAGAAUCUUACACAAUGGCCAGGGCUCAGGAUGGAAGGAAGCCUUUAUCUAAAUGUAUUCAUUCUGGUGUCAAAGUACCAAAACAAAAAAACAGAGUUUUGUUACUUUUUGAGGAAAAAUCUCUUCAUCAAAUAGAUCUUGAUUUACAAUACAAAUACCAUCGUUUUCUCCUGGGCUCUCCAGUCAAAAGUAUGUUCCCUAAGCCAAAUGCACUUCCCAAACAUAUUCUUAAAUUACAGACAGUUGCAAUACGUAAAAAAGUAGACAAUAGUGGAGAAAGUGGUGGUCUUUCCAUUGGUACAAGACCGUUAGAAGAACAUAUCUCUUUCAAAAAGCAAAGUUUCCAUGAAAACUCAUCAUUAGUCAGAAAUUUCUUGGAGCCCACUCAGGUGUGUGCCUCUGACCCUGAUCAACACAACACAGUGCAGAAAGAUACCAUGGCUCUUUCAAAGUUAAAAUCUCAUGUGACUCCAGAAAAAGAUAAAGGAUGUCAUGUAUGGUUUCAAGAAACAAAUACAUGUGAAUCUGUUGAUUUAAAGACUCAGGAAAAGACUCGGGAUUUAGUUGAUUCCCAUUCAAUUCAGAAUUUUGAAGAUUUUACUGAUAGUCAGACAAAUAUUGAGAGUUCAGAUAACUUGGAGGAAUGCUCAGCUCUUGAUGUACACGAGAGUGAAGAAUGUAUAUUUUCAGAUGCCAACCCUUAUUUAAGUUGGAAGUCACAGAAUAUUCUGUUUGAAUUACAGAAAGACAUGCCUGUGGAAAAUCUCUAUAAGAAGAAAAAAAUCAAAACUGAUUUGAAACCACUUUACAGUGAAGAUUCAGGUUCCCAUCAUAUUAGAGGCUGUCAAAAACAUUCCUCAUUUGUGACACCACCUUCUUACGAAUCCCACAAAAGCAGGAAACAUAGGUCAUCUUCCAAAAUGCGACCUCCUGACUUGUGGUGUCACAGUUCCUUAAAUACUGUAGAGGUUUUGUCUGUAUCAUCUUCCGUUCCGUUCAGCGAAGAGAAGCUUUCACAGACUGCAAGGAGUGGAAAAUGUUAUUCUUUAGUCCCCUUAAUGGAAUCAGAUAUUGAAUUACAUCUUGCAAAAAGCCAAGGCAAUCCUCACAGGCAUUUGGAAAGCAAAGAACGAAAGAAGGCCAAAUUGUAUUUAUCUAGAAAGAACAACACUCCUUGGGAAUGUGAUGACAGUUAUACACAGCAUAAAGAGAAACGCACAAGAAAGGAGAAGGUACGGGAUUAUGAGUCAGAAAGGUCAGAUUAUUUCCCAAGCAAACAUAAGUCAGCAUCAAAACCUCCUCAAGAGGAUAUCAGCUUCCAUUCUGAAAGAGAACAAAACCAGCCAUUUUUUUAUGCCUGUAUACCAUCAGACUCGCCGGAGAUUAUACCCCAAACUGUUCGCUGGACUAUUCCCCGCAACACUUUAAGGAAGAAGAACUUCAGAAGUCCCCUGGUGGCCAAGAUUUCAAGUUCUUGCAACAUAUGGAGUUCAUCCAAAAAGCUGCUGGGGUCGUUGUUAGGGUCCUUCAGCCUUGUUCAUCAAAAAUGAUGUUAACAUAUCAAGAUUCAUCUCGAGGGGAAAGCUGGUUGCUCUUGUGAUAUUCUUUGAAAAAUAAAAUCAUAUAAAGUCACAUGGUUUCCUCAUGAAGUGUUUUCUAAACUGAUACCUUUUAUUUCUACAGUAGAUUUGCACAGUUCUGGGAGGGAUGGAUGGGAAAGCAGAUGAUUUCCGGUUUGGUCCAGCCAUGCGUGAGAUCUCCCCUCAGUUUGUGCUACCUCCUUAUAAUCCCCAAAGGAGAAGCCCACAGACGCCGAAGCCCCCUUCCCACCCUCCCCACGCACUCCCCCAUGACUGAAGGGUGAGUCGGAGGAAUUGCAGCCCAUACAUGAGAUUGAGAGUACCCUAAAAGGUAGGAGGACAUAGAUACUGAAGGGAGACAGUUUCAAGUAGC